AUGAUCCCGGUCACCAGUAAACCAAGAGUCAAGUUGAGUCGAGUCAAGGGUUGUGAGGACGAGUCGUGUCAAGUCAAGGGUUGUGAGGACGAGUCGUGUCAAGUCAAAGGAUGUGAGGACGAGUCGUGUCAAGUCAAAGGAUGUGAGGACGAGUCGUGUCAAGUCAAGGAUCGUAAGGACGAGUCGUGUCAAGUCAAGCAUCGUAAGGACGAAUCGUGUCAAGUCAAGGGUCGUAAGGAGGAGUCGUGUCAAGUCAAAGGAUUGUUGAACGAGUCGUGUCAAGUCAAAGGAUGUAAGGACGAGUCGUGUCAAGUCAAAGGAUGUAAGGACUGGUCGUGUCAAGUCAAAGGAUGUAAGGACUGGUCGUGUCAAGUCAUAGGAUGUAAGGACGAGCCGUGUCAAGUCAAGGGUUGUAAGGACGAGUCGUUCCAAGUCAAGGAUUGUAAGGACGAGUCGUGUCAAGGAUUGUAA
Messenger RNA from Corythoichthys intestinalis (scribbled pipefish), 471 nucleotides. Its product is annotated as keratin-associated protein 5-5-like. The record is from RefSeq and is a predicted model, not a curated record. Lineage: Eukaryota; Metazoa; Chordata; Actinopteri; Syngnathiformes; Syngnathidae. Bases 1 to 471 code for a protein of 156 amino acids. The transcript has 2 exons.